Messenger RNA from Cinara cedri, 741 nucleotides. NCBI's taxonomy places the organism in Eukaryota, Metazoa, Arthropoda, Insecta, Hemiptera, Aphididae. The record is from the annotation of a GenBank genome assembly.
AUGUGCUUCAUUGACUAUAACAAAGCUUUUGACUGUGUACAAUGGAGGAAACUAUGGAUUGUUAUGCAAGAAAUGGGAGUCCCUGAACAUAUCAUCCAUUUAAUCACGAAACUGUACACUGGAUCGAAGGCAGUAAUCAGAGCACAAGAUGCAGUAUCAGAUCAAUUCCAACCUACCAAGGGUGUUCGACAAGGGUGCAUUCUGUCACCUAUUUUCUUUAAUAUCUAUAGUGAAGCAGUAUUGAGAGAGGCACUCCAGGAAUGGAAUGGUGGAGUGGGUAUUAGAGGUAGAAAGAUAAAAAAUUUACGGUUCGCGGAUGACACCACGUUAUGUACCAAGUCUGAACCGGAGAUGAACCAACUAAUAAAGCGUGUUGAAGAAGCAAGCAACAAGUAUGGACUGACAAUCAACAGGAACAAGACAAAGGUUAUGGUUAUAGAUCGAGCAGGAGUAUUACUACACACCAAUGUAUUGAACGGCUACCAAAAAGUGAGUGAGUUUAUAUAUUUAGGUUCAAUUGUACAAGCAGAUGGUGGAUCAUCCAGAAUGAUAAGGCGUCGCCUUACACUUGGGAGAGAAGCAGUUAGCAGGCUAUUACCAAUUUGGAAAGAUAAUCAUAUCUCCAGGAAUAGCAAGUUGCGACUACUUAAGGCACUUACCUUCUCAGUGAUGCUCUAUGGGUCCGAAACAUGGACACUUAAAGUAGAAGAUGUAAAGCGCAUAAACGCCUUUGAGAUGUGA